UUUAAGCUUCUUUGAUGUUUGGAGAGGAAAGGGAAUUAUUGGAAAAUGUUUUUGUUGCCUCUUAAAGAUAAUUUAUCUUAUAUAAAAUGCUUUCCAAGGCUGGAGACUAAAGGUGCAUCUUUGACUGGGUAAGAGUAGUAUAAGAGAGGGAAAGUCCUUGGUGGUUUUGUGGAUACAUCAAUAUGUAUUUUUCUCCCUAAAUAUGCAAGAAAACAAGGAAGAUAAGUGGAUCAUAUCACAGAAUGACAUGCAAUUAAUUUUAAAAUUAGCGUUUUCAUUCACAGCAGUCACUGAUGUGGUUUGACACGCUGCAACAUUUUUAUCUGCCCCUUUCUAAAAGUAAGUUAUUGAAAUACAUUCUGAACUUAUAAAAAGCAGAUGGAACCAGAUCAUAAGUGUCCUUAGCCAGCAGGAGUGUUUUUUGGAAGGCUUUUUGUUUCCUUAACUAACCAGUUAGUCCACAAUAGGUGCACCCUGACAGUUCUGGUGGAGGAGAGGAGGCAGCACCAAGGGGGGCUGAUGCUCUGGGGGUGCAAGAAAGGAACGUGUGUGUCAGGCUCAGUCCCUACUUUUUGUGAAGAAACAGAGUCCUCAGCACCUUCUGAAUGUUUAAGAAACCUCAUUUCUUCUCUCCUCCUCACUUUUAUUCUGUGUUGUGUGUUUGGGUUUUGGCAGAGGAACUUCUUUGCUCAGGGCAGCUCUUGUGCUCUUAGUGGGAGAAAGGGGGAAUGAGCUGCCAGAAUUCCUUUGCUGGGGAGAUACUUUAAAACACCUGGGGUUUCUCUUUUCAUAAAUUCAAGCCUGAGAAGCCCAGAUCUCUUUGGCUGGAGAAGCUUUAUUAGAAGAAGCUUUAUUUUAUGGGGGGAGGAGGAGGAGGAGCUGCUGCUCCUACCUGGCUGUGCUCUGGUGCUGGGCAAGGGAAAUAAAGAUACUGGAAACAGAUGUUCACAGGGAAUGUUGUGGAAGAUACAGGAAAUCCCUCCUGAUAUGCUGAGCAGCUUGGGUGGAGGUCAGGCCAUGGCAGAGCUGUGUGUGAGGCUGUGCCCACCACUGAAAUGCAGAAUUUGGCAAGCAGGGAACAAACUGCAUGUGGUUUGUCUUUGUGUGACGUGUUCAUUAGCUAAAGGGGUGCAGUCCUAGUUAGGAAAAGCAAACCCACAAAAUCUGGAGUUUGGUUUUCUCUGGAAGCAGAUUUGGUUUUCUCUGGAAGCAGGUUUGGUUUUCUCUGGAAGCAGGUUUUCCCCUGCAGCAGGUCCUCAGACAGCACUGAAGUUGUACAUUGAAAUGGUGUCCACACACAAGUAAUUCAUGCUUUGCUCUUCAUCCCAUUGGAAAUUCGUGUUUUUUCCAGCUGGUGGUUGAAGGGGGAAGACUUGGUUGACCCUGUCUGAGGUGGGAGGUUGGACUGGGUGAUCUCCAGAGCUCCCAUCCCACCUCAGCAUUCCUGUCAGUCUGUUUUCCCUUUCCCACACUUGAACUCAGGCUCUCAUUGAGGGCUGGGGUGCAGCAGACUGGGAGUUCCUCCCUUGUCCCCCUGCUCAUCCAUGCCUGGUUCAGAGUGGCCCCUUUGCAGAUGGGAGUUGGAGGCUCUGACAAAAUGCAAAUCCUUUAUUUCUGGGAUAUACUUCUGGGAUUAUUUCUGGAAUAUCAGCAAAGGGAACGGGGCAGACUUGGAGGAUUGCAGCGGGGUUUCAUGUCGUGGCUCUGGGUUUAUCAGUUGCUUGAGGCCUUGAAAUGGGGAUUUAUGGAGUUGCUCCAUGUGAGCAGCUGAGUCUGUUCCAAAAGAGGCUCCUCUGGUGUGAAGGACGUGUGCCAGGAUGCUGCUGAGAUAAGGUGGUGUUGCAGUUUUCUCUUGGAUUUUGCUUAGUUGAAGCAAGAUUUUCUCUUGAAAUUUGCUCCAUGGGCCAAAUGAAUCAGUAGUGCCUCUCCCCUGCCUUAAAUUUGGCCCUGAACACAGAACUCCUGCACUCUGGCUGUGCUGGGCCCCUCUGCAUCGAGCCAUGGGUGAAUUAUCCCAACCCAAACUGGGAUCAUUCUGGAUCCCGGUUUUUAAACACACCCAUUUUUAUUUUGUGUUGCAUUUUCUACGACGAAACUUUUUAUUGCCUCUGCCUCCCCAGGGUGGCAGCUCUGCCACGCUUGGCAACGUGCAAACAGCACGUUCUGAAUCCCAGAAAUUGCCUUGCUUCCUUUGGACACAGGCUUUGGAAGCAUCAGUCCCAUCUGGGAGCUCCUGUUGUUUGAGUGACUUAUGAACCACCUCAGGCUUUGGCAGAGGAGAGUCAGGAGAGCCUGUGUGCACCUCAGCCUGCCCAAUGUCAGGCUUUUCCUGCUUUGCUUUUUCAUUUCUACCAAUAACCAGCCCUUUCCAGCCUGUUCUUGUCCCAGCUCCCAGAGCAAAGAGGAUGCCAGGCUGUUCCAAACAGAAGGAACAGGAAGAAGAUGUUUCGUGCCUAAAAACCUGUCAGGUUUGGUUUUUUUUUUUUUUUUGCAAUUGUACCAGUUGGUCUCAGUAACAGCAUCUGGUUCCAAUAUCCCUCACUGAUAAGGACAUCUGUGGUUGUGAAAUGUUCCUGGUAAUUCAGGACUCAUGGAAGUGUCUCAGUUGACUCCCACAGUUGGUGUUUGCCACCUCCAGAGCUUUCCCUGGGGUCUCCAACACCCAUCCAGCAGAAGGAGGGUUACAGAGUGCCUUUGGAGCUGGACCUGGUCAGCCAGCUCUGCCACCAGCCUGGGGCCUCAGAGAGGUUGUUUCUCUUCCCCCUGCCUUGAUUUCUUCUUUGGCCAAAAGCCCUCAGGGGUGCCAGGGGUGAUCUGUGGGCUGGGCAUUGCAGGGCUGGGGGUUCACAGCUCCCCAGGGACCUCAGGGUGAUCCAUGGGCCGUGGGUUCCCAGCAAGGCUGACGCCUGGAGCGCUGCCCAAGGGCCUGUUUAACAUUUCUGUGCCUCCCCACGGAUAAAAGAGCCUUUUGUGCUGACAGCUGGGAGCUGAGGAGGAGGCUGCAGCCCUGCAGUGUGUGUGGGUGUCCAUGAUGUGCUGCUGUGACCGUGACCCCGUCCUGGACACGCGGGUGUCCGUCGUGCUCGGGGCUCUGCUCCCAGCCGGGCUGGCCCUUCCACAGCAGCCCUGCUGUGACCAUGUACCUGCAUUUCUACAGUGGCCACUUGGAGGUUGUUCAUUACAGGGAUUUGAGUCUGGAAUUUCACAGGGCAAGGAGCUGCCAGGCAUCACAGGAAUUACCCCCCCACGAGGGCACGUCCUGCGUGUGCUGCGCGGCGUCCCCAGUGCUCGUGGCAGAGGUGACGGGGAGCUGACCUGUGCCAUGGAAUGACUUCCCAAGGAAAACAUCUGUGCUCCUGAGCUGGGCACAGGAUCAAGUCUGAGGGUGGGGCUGAGCCAGGGAGCCAAAGGUAAGCAUUCCCUUGCAGCCAAGUGCUGGCAUCACAGGGCUGAUGGCCGUGUCCUCUUCGGGGGACAGCCACAAUCCCCAGAGCAGCAGUGCAGUUAAUUUAUUUCAUGGUGAACAGAAGGUCCUGUUUCUUCAGGAAGCAUAAAUUUUACAGGUUUCCCUUGUGUGUGAACUGCAAUUGUAGGAGCAGACCCUGAGCUGGGGCACGUGGAUGUUGCUCUUUGGACCUCAAUGGCAUGGCAGUCACAUGUUCCAGAGCAUCCUGGAACUCAAGGAAAAUGGGAAAGGAGCAGCACUCGGUGUUAUCCCAGUGAGAGUUUGCAAAGGGCAACUUAGGAACACCAAAACUGGCCUUUCUGCAUCAGCAGGGGGUUGGUGUUGGUAGGGAAGACCCAAUUUGUGUCCCAGAGUGAAGGCCACAGUAGAGCUGCUGAUGUUGGAGAUGUGGGCAGGGACGUGGGGAGAGCAGGGCAGGGGGAGGCAGCUGGAAAGCCACCAGGAGAUAAAAGAGUGGUGGGUUCCAAAAUGAGCAAAGAGCCUCUUCCCUGCCUGAGAGAUCAACACCUUCACCUGGGGAGCAAGAACCUGCCCUGGGGAUGCUGGUCCUUCACCACCAGCUUAAUAACCCAACACUCCUGACACUCCCCUGUGAGAUCAGGGAAUGGGAUCCCUGUUCCCAGGUGAGAUCCUGUAAAAGGGGAGAGGAUUUGGAUCGAGAAAGGCAGGGAACUGAUUGUCCUUGGGGUGUUAAAGCUCUUUAAAACAUUUUAACAGCAGCUUGGAUGCAUCCAGCUCCCACACACACCCCCAGAGGAGCCCAGGGAAUUCUCUAAAGAAGCCCAAAGUACCUUUAAAACCACGAGUGAUCAUUUUAUAACCAUCCCAGAGUGAGGAAGCUCAGGUUAGCCCCCUUUCCAAAGGGCUGCUCUGGAGGCAUGGAUUGGGCUGCAGCCAGCUUCCCUGGGGGGAGUCGAUGGCAGGGUUGUUUAGGUUGGAGCUGCUGGAGACGUUGACAGAGAAAAUGUUUUCUGUUCCCACAGAAAGAAAUCCUGCUGCAGAGUUUUUACUGAGCAAAAAGAAAUGCUUGUGCUAAAAAAAAAAAAAGGGGGGAGCUGUGGCCAAAGCAGAACUGAAAUGCAGAGAGCACUUGGGAAAGAUUUGUUAAGCCCCAGAACUUUUGCUUGCCACGAGCAAGAGUCUCCCUGCACACAUUGCUUAAAUUAAUUUACCUCUGCUUUAAGGAGCUUUAUUUUAUUAACUUUAAUGUUUAUAAAAACAACCAUCUGAGAUGCUGUUAAACUUUGAAGAUACCUAAAAUAAAGCCAGCCUGGAAAACAGCCAAAUUGGGUGAGAGAACACCUGAAAAGAGAGAGGAAAGCCAUAAAAUUGCUGGGGAGGGCUGGGUGCAAACAGUGAAGCUGGGAAGGGACCUGCAGGGGGGCUCAAAUAGUCCCAGCAGGGCUGAGUGCCUGGUGCUGCUGGUACCUGGGGAUUAGAGCAUCCUCUGCAGGGCUCUCCCAGCACCUCUGGCAUCCAGCCUGGGGAGGAAGGUGGGUGAGGCUUCCUGGGAGCACCCACACAGUGCUGGAGCCGCUGUGCUGGCCACGGGAGGGUGGGGGUGGCACUUUGGUCACCUUGACAAGCUGCAGCCCUGAGCACAAAGGCCUGUUGUGAGCUGUGUUUGGAAGCCUUGGCGAGUGAAAGCCACCCCUGGAGGGGAUGAAUCCUCCUCCUAAGGAGCAGCUUUGCUGCCCAACCCUCUGUGGGCAAUCAGUGCCUGGUCCAGCUGGGCUCCUGCUCCAGCUGUGAGAGGAGAGCUGGCAGGAUCCCCCAGCCCUGUGCUUCGUGGGGCUUCAUUGUUCAUUUAGGAAAAGAGGGGAAAGAACCAAAACCAAGAAACCCCAACAAAACAAAAAAACCAAACAAGAACUCACCUCUUUUCUUGAAAAGCCCUUCCACCUCUCACCCCAAAACCCCGCAGCUGCCCCACCACUGCCCAGCCAGGAUGGUGAUGUCUGUUGUGAGCUGGGACAUGGAACAGGGUUUUAACCUGGCACAUCAGUGCAGGGGGAAUGGGGAGGAGCUCAAACCAUCAGUCCCAGCUGGGAACAAGUAGCUGGGUGCCUUCCCCACUGAUCCAUCAGCACUGGGAUGCUGCAGCACGUCAGGAAACUCGUACAUUUGUGUCUCUUUGCAGGGCCAUUCCUCUGGCUGGGUUUGCUCCUUAUGCACUGGCUUCUUUUUUUCUCUUAAAAAACAGCAUAAAAUACUCAUCAGUUACUGGUCUUGGAUUUUAGGGCAUUUGCAGCUUCUCCCUGCCCUCACAUCUCACCCCACGUCACUCCCUGGAGCUCCCCUGUCAUGGGAUGUCAGGUUGGGGGAGCAAAUCCCUUUUAUUACAGACCAGACACUGUCAAGAAAUAAUCAUCCCAAAAUAGAAAGUCUGAGUUGUUGAAAUGAUCCAGCUCAGCAGUGAGCAGGGCUGGGUGGAGGGGCUUUCCCAGCUCUUCCCACACUUUAUUUAUGCCUAUGCUUUUAUAUGUAGUGAAAUUUAACCCCUGGGGACAUGUUAAAGGCUUUAAACAUGUGCUCUGUUGGACCAGAGGUAUUUUUGCCAGAUCUAAAACGAUCUUCAAGAUUUUUCCUCCCUGUGCUGCCUGUCAAGGAGGGAGGGCAUCAGCAGAGAGAAACCCAGGGGCUUUUAUUGGCAGCUGUGGGUCAAGUGUCUGCUCUUGUUCUGGGCUGAGAGGGCUCUAAAAAAAUGCAAAUUUUUUUGUUAAUCCCUUGUGUUCAGUUCUCUGAGUGCCCCAGGACACGACACACAGCAACACGUGGUGAGCUGCAAGACGUCGUGGCUGGACAGAAAGCAGGUGAGGCUGGGGGGAAAUGUGCAGAACAAGCACUUUGAUGCCUCUGCAAAGCAUCAUCCCAGUCCCCAUCCUGAUGCACUGGGCACCUGGUGUCCCUUAUCCUGUGUGGAAAGUGUUUGGUGCCACCACAGUGGGAUUCACCUUCCCAGGGCUUGGCCGAGCCCUGCUCCCCAUCCCAGGGGGGCUCCAGAGCAUCCCUUUCCCAGCCCCACCAGCUGCAGUGUCACAUUUCAAUCCUCUCUGAAUCAUUUCAAGACACAGUUGCUUUUUUAAAUACUCUUCAAUGUCAUCUUUUUUUUCCCCCCCUUUUGUGUUGUCCAUGGAUUUCCUUACUCCAGGCCGUGGCUCGGCAGCGCUUCCUUGGGGUGCAGCAGCCGGAGGGAGGGAGAAGGAUGCUCCAAGAACGCCCACUCAAAACCUAAUGGGAACCAACUGCUUCCUCCCAGCAGGUUUGCUCCUUCCUCACCCAGCAAAGCCCAGAAACCCUCCCCGAAUGCUGCUGCCCCCUGCCCACACCCAACAUCCCUGAAUGGGCUGGGGGAUGGAAACACUGCUUCAGGCCAAUGACAACAUUUUCCCUUUUCCUGUGCAGCAUCCUGCCCCCAGGCAUGGGAUCAGCAGGCAGUUGCCUCUUUCCCAGCCCAGUGGGGCUGCUCUGAGCAGGACAGGCCCCUCUGCCUGUGUGUCACCACCCAGGGGAGACCCCAGCAGUCGAAGCCACCGGAGAAGGCAGCUCAGACACUGGGGGUGUUGCACUGGAAAUGGCCCUAAAAUGUUCCUCAUUCUCCAAAAAGCUGAUGGAGGGCAGGCAACUCGUCCCUGCCUGGUGCUGGGGUUGUCCCAGCCAUGCCAGCUGCCUGCAGCAGGAUCAUUGCUGCCCCAUCUGGGAAACCACCAGCUUUGGUGGGAGGAGAUGGGAUGUGCAGCCUCAGAGUGUUCACCCCAAAACCUAUGAGUGACUCUUCAAAUGCUGCUUCUUACAUGAUUCAGCCUCCCAGUGCUGCUUCUUCCUCUUUGGACUCUGCAUUUUGAGCUUUUCCCAGUCUUUUCCCCUGCCUUUCCACAGCUUCAGCGCUGGAGCCUUCGCUCUAGUGCCAACUGAGCUGGUUGGAUCAGGCCAGGAGCGGAGGCUCCAAGGAAAACCAUAAAUAUUGUGGGCCCAGUGAUGAAGCAGGGAGCUGGCAGGAGGGGAGGGAGGCUGAGGAUUCGGCCUUUUCUGCUGGAGCCUCAGCAGAGCCCAAUAGUUAAUCAUUAAAAUAUGCUUAUGUGUAACUAAUCUCCGCAGGACAAUGAACUGAGAAAUUAUUUAAUGCAAUUUAAAUGGGUCAUAGUAGUUGCUAUAAUAAGUGUGUCCCGAGCCAAUGGGAGCCAUCAGGCUCCUAUAAAAGCGGGUGGGGAAGAAAUAGCAGCUGGUGGGAAGAGCUCACCAAAGACCCGAUGCGUGUCCUGAGCUGCCUCCGGCCCUGCCGAGGUCCUCCCGGUCCGCCCCAAAUCAGGCUCGAGCUCCGGGCUGAGCCCUUCUUCAGACACUGGUGAUCCCUGUCAGUGGGUGCAGGGGGAUCUGCCUGGAGCAGGCACUCCAUCCCAUGGGGAUGGGAACCGCCGGUUUGGGUCUAAAAGGAUGAAAUCCAGCAGUGCCAUCAGUGCCACCUUAAUUUAUUUUGGAGGAUUCCCGUGGCAUGUGAACUAGGAGAUAAUUCGGACUAGAAGGUCUCGUUGUUUUGAAGCCACACAGCCUUUCCCAAAAUGGUUGGGAAGCUCAAGCAGAACUUGCUGCUGGCGUGCCUGGUGAUCAGCUCGGUGACGGUGUUCUACCUGGGCCAGCACGCCAUGGAGUGUCACCACCGCAUCGAGGAGCGCAGCCAGCCCGGCAGGGCGGAGAGCGGCGUCAGGAGCACGGCGGGAGCCGCUCCCGGCGGGAACGCCAACAGAACCUUGGCCUACAACAAGGACAUGCCUUUGAUUUUUAUCGGGGGGGUCCCUCGCAGCGGCACCACCCUGAUGCGGGCCAUGCUGGACGCGCACCCCGACAUCCGCUGCGGGGAGGAGACCCGGGUGAUCCCGCGCAUCCUGGCCGUCAAGCAGAUGUGGGCGAGGUCGAGCAAGGAGAAGAUCCGCCUGGACGAAGCCGGAGUGACGGAUGAGGUCCUGGACUCGGCCAUGCAGGCGUUCCUGCUGGAAAUCAUCGUGAAACACGGCGAGCCCGCGCCGUACUUGUGCAACAAGGAUCCCUUUGCUCUAAAAUCCUUAACUUAUCUUGCCAGGAUUUUCCCCAAUGCCAAAUUCCUUCUGAUGGUACGGGAUGGCCGUGCAUCUGUGCAUUCCAUGAUAUCCAGGAAAGUCACAAUAGCUGGGUUUGACCUGAACAGCUACAGGGACUGCUUGACCAAGUGGAACCGUGCUAUAGAAACCAUGUACAACCAGUGCAUGGAGGUUGGGUUUGAACGGUGUAUGCUGGUGCACUAUGAACAACUUGUGUUGCAUCCUGAAAGGUGGAUGAGAACUCUCCUUAAGUUUCUCCGCAUCCCAUGGAACCAAGCGGUGCUGCACCAUGAGGAGAUGAUUGGGAAGGCAGGGGGUGUUUCUCUUUCCAAGGUUGAAAGAUCUACUGACCAAGUGAUCAAGCCGGUCAAUGUGGAAGCACUGUCCAAGUGGGUGGGGAAGAUCCCUGCUGAUGUUCUGCAAGACAUGCCUGUGAUUGCCCCCAUGCUGGCCAAGCUGGGCUAUGAUCCAUAUGCCAACCCACCAAACUAUGGAAAGCCAGAUCAGAAGGUUGUGGAAAACACGAGGAGGGUCUAUAAAGGUGAAUUUCAGCUUCCUGACUUCCUUAAAGAAGUGCCACAGCCAAAGAAGACAGUAGAAAGGAAGUCUCGUGGCAAGAUAAAAUGAACGUGGAUCAGUGAAGUCAAAUAGCUGUAGUACUGAACCUAUGGAAUAGAAGAUAAAAUGGACAUUUCUUGCACAGAAGGAAAUCGACUGCUGCCUUUUCCAUGGGAAUGAUCCAUAGGGCCUGUCCCCCCGGGAUCAGGGAGGUGCUGCUCAUGGCCUGCUUCCUUCACAAUUUCCUCCCAUUUCUUUCAUACUGUUUUUGUUCAGAAUUUUGCUGUUGUGAGUGCAUGUAAAGCCUGUUAAAGAAAAUAAAAACACUGAUGUUGACGUACAACUGCAUUACAUUCGCACAACUAUUUUUUUAAGGUUUAAAAAAAAAAAAAAGCAAAGCAAUGAAUCUCUGAAAUUGCUCUUCUGUCUUAAUAACAAAGCUCCAUCUUCAAAGAUUUUUGUUUGUUUCUUGUAGCAGUUUGGUUUUAAAUGUAUGAAGCUUUCAAGAGUGGUCUGUGCUUGUCCUAAAAGAUUGCUGGUGCAACAGUUUGUCUGUUUUAUUCAUAUGUGGAAAUUGUUAAAUAUCUUUUAUUUAAAAAAAAAAAGUUGAUAAAUUACAUGUAUAAUUACAAUUCAAUGAUCUUUUGUAUUUU
Molecule: messenger RNA, 9752 nt
Organism: Myiozetetes cayanensis
Lineage: Eukaryota; Metazoa; Chordata; Aves; Passeriformes; Tyrannidae
Gene: TPST1
Product: tyrosylprotein sulfotransferase 1
Exons: 7
Coding region: 8026-9168 (380 amino acids)
Biological process (GO): peptidyl-tyrosine sulfation
Cellular component (GO): Golgi apparatus
Molecular function (GO): protein-tyrosine sulfotransferase activity
Source: RefSeq, a predicted model, not a curated record